Molecule: messenger RNA, 2484 nt
Organism: Brassica napus (rape)
Lineage: Eukaryota; Viridiplantae; Streptophyta; Magnoliopsida; Brassicales; Brassicaceae
Product: zinc finger BED domain-containing protein RICESLEEPER 2-like
Exons: 3
Coding region: 1-2484 (827 amino acids)
Molecular function (GO): DNA binding; protein dimerization activity
Source: RefSeq, a predicted model, not a curated record
AUGGGAUCAAGGAGCCAGUCUGAAGAUCAGUCGACGUUUGAUCCGAAUUACUCCCCGCCAAAUACAGUGGACUUUGCCACUCAGGAAGUCUUAGCUGCUCUUGCUGCAGAAGCUGAGGUUGGUGAUCACAUAGCUUCUCAGGAAGCUGGUGUAACUCAUGCUGAUGGGAAGCAGAAAGGAAGCAGAAAAAGGCUUAUCAGUCUUGUCGAUGAUACUGAUGAUUCUGAUGUUGAAAUCAGUCAACCAACCCAAAAAACCAAGCCUCGCAGACAGACCAGUUUCGGAACAGCCACGGGAAAACCCAUGUUGCAAUCCACUAUAGAUGGUGGUGUUGGCUCGUCUGCACAGGUGUGUAGUAAGGGGAAGUCUGUUCCUAUGAAGUCUGUGAUUCGUGGAGGGAGAAGAAAGUCGCCUACGAAGCCCAAAAAGAAGAAGGUUUCGCCUACUCAGUCGCAAAAGAAGAAGGAGAAGGUCGCAGAGGACAUACCCGAGCUUGGUGAUGAACUGGAUGAAGAAGAGUUUGAUGUGGAUGAAAUCGGUGAAGAGGAACGGGAAGAGAGGCAAAAAUCAGAUGUCUGGAAAGAUUUCAAGGUGGUCGAAAAACCCAAUGGAAAGUUGAAAGCUGCAUGCAAUCAUUGCAAACGUGAGUAUGCAUGGCAAUCUCAUUCGCAUGGAACCAGUGGGUUGAGAAGACAUCGGGAGAGAUGUAAAAUGUAUCCAAGGAAUCGAGGAAGGCAGCAACAACUCAAUAUCGAAGGGAAAGUGGUAUCUCGCAAGUACGAUCAUACUGUGUUUAGGCAGAUGGUAGCUAAGACGAUAGUCCAGCAUGAUCUACCUUACUCGUACGUGGAGUAUGAAAGAGUGAGAGACACCUGGAAGUAUUUGAACGCUGAUGUCCAAACCAUUUGUCGAAACACAGCGAGAGCAGAUGUGUAUAGACUCUAUGAAAGCGAGAGAGACACACUCAAGAGGGAAUUAGCGACUCUCCCUGGACGAGUCUCCUUCACGUCUGACUUGUGGACAUCCGUGAAACGGGAAGGAUACAUGUGUGUGACAGCACAUUACAUUGAUCGAAAUUGGAAGUUGAACAGCAAGAUCCUGACGUUUUGUGCUCUACCACCACCACAUACCGGUAUGAGUAUUGCGGUUCAACUCCUCACGUCACUGAAAGAGUGGGGAAUUGAUAAGAAGGUGUUCUCAGUCACAUUAGAUAAUGCUACAAGUAAUGACUCCAUACAGGACAUUGUGAAGUCGCAGCUGAAUUUGAAUGAUGAUUUGUUGUGUGGAGGAGAGUUUUUUCAUGUAAGAUGUGCAGCUCACAUACUUAAUCUCAUAGUGCAAGAUGGGUUGAAGGUUAUUGGAGACUCUUUGCAGAAAGUAAGAGAGAGUGUUAAGUAUGUAUUAGGAUCGGAAAGCCGUGAACAAUUGUUCCAAAAAUGUGUGGAUGCUGCGGGUGUAGUAGAAAGUGGGUGGCUGAUACUGGACGUGUCGACGAGAUGGAACUCAACUUACUAUAUGCUUGAAAGAGCCCUCAAGUACCGUAAAGCAUUUGUUAAGUUGGAGACAUUUGAUAAAAAGGGUUAUAAAACAGCGCCCACAGAUGAGGAAUGGACUAGAGCCGCUAAUAUCUGCGAUUUUUUGGGUCCUUUUGCUGUGAUCACAAGCUUGAUGUCUGGUUCGAAUUACCCGACUGCAAACCUGUAUUUCUAUCAGGUUUGGUUGAUCCAUGAUUGGCUUCGGAGAAAUGAGGAAAGCGCAGAUGAGAUUGUCAGAUACAUGGUGCGACCGAUGAAGGAGAAGUUUGACAAAUAUUGGGAUGAAGUUAGUGGUGUUUUUGCAAUGGCAGCAGUCUUUGAUCCACGGUUUAAGCUUUCAAUUGUUGAAUGUUGUUUAGGGAAGCUUGACAUAAGUACACGUGAUGCAAAGGUGAAGAACUUGCGUGACAAGCUCAGUAUUCUGUUUGAGACAUACGACAAAAACUCCAAGAAUAACUCACCUUCCACUGAGCCACGUGACACUGUUCCGCAAAAAGCUUGUGCGACAGGAUCAAUGGGACUGUUUGGAAACUACAAUGAUUUCUUUGCAUUUCGCAAAGUCAGUGGAAUUGUUAGUGGAAAGACACCUCUAGAAGCUUAUCUUGAAGAACCACCUUUGGACAUUACUAAUUUCCAGAGUUUGGACAUCCUCGAUUGGUGGAAAGAUAAUGCGCAUCGGUAUGGUGACUUGGCUGCAAUGGCAUGUGAUCUGCUAAGUAUUCCAAUCACAACAGUGGCUUCGGAGUCCUCCUUCAGUAUUGGAUCGCGAGUUCUAAACAAAUAUAGGAGUCGUCUACUCCCAAAAAAUGUGCAAGCUCUGAUAUGCACUAGGAAUUGGAUCAAAGGAUAUGAAUCUUACGCACAUGAUGAAGAAAUCGAUGGUGAUGGAGAAGAAGAGAAAUUACCAACAUUUGAAUCCAUUGUUGAUGGGGAAGAUGAAGAUGAGUAG